Messenger RNA from Gallus gallus (chicken), 3536 nucleotides. It is a transcript of the gene IYD, whose product is annotated as iodotyrosine deiodinase. The transcript has 5 exons. Gene Ontology annotation, molecular function: oxidoreductase activity. Bases 352 to 1227 code for a protein of 291 amino acids. The record is from RefSeq and is a predicted model, not a curated record. Lineage: Eukaryota; Metazoa; Chordata; Aves; Galliformes; Phasianidae.
GGCUCUUUCUACAAGCAAGAUUACUGGGAUCACUUGUAACUGAAAAAAUAAGGGGAAGGAGUGUUUUGCCUCAGGCUGGGAUUUUGGAAGGUCUUUUUAUUUACUUUGCAUGUGUCAGCAUUUAUGUGUUUGUACAUGGUCAGUGCCUCUGCUAGUUCUUUGUAAGCAGUGUUGUUACUUUUUUUAUUUCAAAAUAGCUAAAUCUGGGUCUGCUUAACCGCAGAACAUCACAGAGGAGUCUGUGGGGGCAGUGGCUGAAAAGCAGAAGUGAGAUAGGAUCAAGGAGUGAACCUUGGGUCCACCCCUUUCUGCUUACUGCCGUCCUGUGCUUGUCGCCACAUUUCUGUAGUCAUGACAUUCUUUUCCUCCUUAACCCCAGUCUUCAUAGCAAUUAUGUGUGUUUUGAUUGGGGUAAUACUGAAGAAGACUAAUAGAGAGAAGGAAAAACUUGACACUAGAAGCAAGUCCAUAUCUCGCCCAUGGGUGGAUGAAGAUCUAAGAGAUGGCACUGAUCACCACUUAGAGGAAGAAGAGGUUGAUGAAGAGUGGCAAGGACUUGACGAAAAUGUUGCCCAUGUCCCCUUUGUUGCAGAGCGCUACUCUGAGGCUGAAAUGAUUAAAAGGUCACGGUCAUUUUAUGAACUUCUCAAUAAGAGGCGCUCUGUCAGGUUUCUCAGUGAUGAACCAGUCCCCAGGGAGGUUAUUGAUAAUGUCAUCAGAACAGCAGGUACUUCACCCAGUGGAGCGCACACUGAGCCCUGGACCUUUGUGGUAGUGCAAGAUCCAGAUUUAAAACAUAAGAUUCGGGAGAUCGUAGAAGAAGAAGAAGAAAUAAACUACAAAAAAAGGAUGGGAGAUAGAUGGGUUAAUGACCUGAAGAGAUUAAGAACAAACUGGAUCAAAGAGUACUUGGACACUGCCCCCUAUCUGAUCCUUAUUUUCAAGCAAGUGUAUGGGAGGCUUCCAAAUGGCAAAAAGAAGACCCACUACUACAAUGAAAUCAGUGUAUCUAUUGCCUGUGGCAUGCUGCUUGCUGCACUGCAGAACGCCGGUCUGUACACGGUGACCACCACACCCCUGAACUGUGGCCCCCAGCUGCGGGCGCUGCUCCAGCGCCCAGCCAAUGAGAAGCUGCUCUUGCUGCUCCCCGUGGGCUAUCCCAAGAAAGACGCCACUGUGCCUGCACUGACUCGAAAGCCGUUAGAAGACAUCAUGGUGGUCAUGUGAACCCAGGGCCACAAGGACAGAGCACAACUUCCUGCCUGUUAGGAAGCAGCAGCCAACUGAAGUUGUUGAUGCUUUUCCUGUGUAUUAUGCCCAGCAUUAAUGCUCACAUAUUACUGCUGCUCUGGCUGUUUACACCCAUGCACCUUUUAGUGCUAGUAGCCACGAUGCCUGCUUCUACUAACAGCAGCAAGUAGUCAUGCAUGGUGCAUUUAACAGGUACUAUUACCAAUGAACCUAACCAGUUGUUCCAAGAGACAAGUACAGUAACAUUUAAAUGACCUUCAUCACUUGAUUUUUCUUAUGCACUGUAGAGACAGAUCUUUCCUUGAAAUGGGACACAUAUAUAUAUCCUUAUACUUUUGUGAUUACCACUGAACAGCUAUUUUUAAUUCAUAAUUUUAAUGGAGGUUGUAUAUCACAGAAUCAUAGUACCAUUAGGGGUGGAAAAGACCUCCAAGGUUAUCUAAUCCAACUGUUCACCUACCACAGAUAUUUCCCCACUAAACCAUGUCUCGCAGUACAACAUCUAAACAUUUCUUGAACACCUCCAGUGGUGGUGACUCCACCACCUCCCUGGGCAGCCUGUUCCAGUGCCUGACAACUCCUGAACCUGAACCUCUCCUGGCACAGGCACCGAGUAAACCGCCCUAUAGUAAAAAAAAUAAUUAAAAAAAAAAAAAAGCCAAAAUUCUUGUGAUAGCACCAGCUUCUUAGCCACAUAUUUAUAAAAUGGGUUUUCCUUGUCCUCUCAGUAUCCCUUGUUACCACUGAAAGGCAAGAGGAAAAUACCACCUAUAUUCCUGUUCCGUCAACUGACUGCCCCAGUGCCCUGAAGUGCUUUCUGAUAGCCUUCAAGCUUCUCUCAGCAACUUCACGGCUGUCAGCCUGAACUAUAACUAAAGGUUAAUAAUCAGAGGGUUGAACCAGACCAUUAAGUUUUUUAUCAGUGUCUCUUCCCUGGGCCCCAGGUGGGCAAUACGCUUUGCUAUGGGUAGGGGGCCCUCUGUUCCCCUCAGAAGGGAGUAGCCUACUACAGUUACCCUUCUUUCCUUCUUGGAGGAAGCCAUCUUGAGGCAUGGAGUUAACUGCCUCACCCUAGACAACCCCCUGGGUGGAUCUCCCACUGCAUCCUCACUCACCAUUCCCUCAAAUUUCAGAACCUCAAACUGAUUGCAUAGUGGUACCUAGGAAACAAGGUAUGUAGGGAUGGGGUUUGCCUGCAACACUGAGCUGAGACCUGUUGCCAUUCCUUCCUAUCUCUUAGGUCCCCUCCCUGAGCCUGGCAGCAACGGGAGAGGGGUCCACCACUGUUUGAGGGGUAUCACCCCAGUUCUUCUCACAUCUAUAGCAGGGAGUCACUCCUCCAGACUAUCUCCUGCUCGCACUCCCUGAUGCCCCUUAACUUCUCCACCUCUUCCUUGAGCUCCACCACCAUACUGAGCAGAUCACCCACCAGCCCGCACCUCGCGAAGGCGGUAUCCCUGCCGCCCUCCACCGGCAGCAACAGGCUCAAGCACUCCCUGCAGCCGGGGUCGCCAGUGCCUGUGCGGACAGCGCCCCCUGGUGGCGCUCCGGAUUGUGGCGGAGCCAGCUCCUGCGCCCACAGCCCGGUACGUGAGCAGUGCAGGUACAAGUGCUGCCAGCAAAGCAAGUGGAGGUGAUGUUUUACAGAAGUACAGCUGUUUGUGGUGUCAGUGUCUCUCUCUCACUAUCUUUGACAGCCCAUUUAGCUGGCUUCACAGCUGUAUCUUCAGCUAUUUCACCAGUCCCAUUUCCCAGUCUUGCACACGUUCUUGGUAGCACAGUGCCAGCCUGAAAUGAACUUUCACAACUACAGUAACACCAAACUUCUUCAGACUUCCUGCAUUUUCAACCCAAAUUCAAUUGAUUUUGACGUAACUAGAAUUUGAAGCAAAAAAUUUUAAAAGAAACCCAGUCAACCUUACAAUUUGAACUUGAAUUGCUUCCUUAUAGAAACAGGCCUCACUGAGCCUAAAAGCUGGUCAAGGACACAGCAAUGUCACCGGUGAGCAGAGGUAAGUCCAGGUGGAUCGGCUGCUGGUUUUCAGGUAUCAAGAAUACACCUCACAGUUGAGAUAACAACUCAUCGUUCUGCACAGAUGCAGCUCUGCCCUAUCAGCCCCCCUCACAAAGCACUUUUCAUCUGCUAUAAAAGUAAAUAUGCCCUAUUUUUCUUUUCUCUUUUUAAUUCAGAGCUCAUGUUGAUAUCGGGCUGAACGUUUGUCACUCCAUGUUAUCUUCUAUAGCUUGGAAAUAAAGUGCUUCUGCCUGGCCCAAUUUGCAGAAGA